GUAAUUUAAACCUUCGAGGGGGUAAAUGUAAUUUAAACUGUUGAUAUGAAUUUGUAUCUCAUUUCAUUAAUAUCUUUUUAACUGUUAUACAGAUUGACUCGAAAAACACGAUUUAAAAAAAAAAAUUGAUUUAAGGAAAAUUAUCUUUGAUUAUGCCGAUCAAACAGUUAGAAUUGGGAAUGGCCACGCUGGUAAACAAUCCAUUGGACAAUAAUUUGUCUGGAUCAAAACCAGCUCUCGACGACUCGCUAAAUACUGGAGAGUUUAUCCAAUUGAAAGAAGCCAAACUGAAUCAGGAUGGCGUUCUUCAGUACAGAGACACAGUUUUAGACAAAGAAAAUCUUCAUUUAGUGGGCUCACUUAAAAAUACGGAGAAAGACAUUGUAAAACAUGACAUUGCAAAAUGGUCAAAAGACAAUGUCGCCAAAAAUGAUUCGGAUGGCAAAACGGAAGUGACGGCAUCUUCUCGGCCGGUUACAGGCGUUUCUGUGAAACAUGUGGGAGACGAGAAAGCGGACACUGCACGUGAUGCCCACAGUCCUUCUAAAAGGAACGGAAUACGUUCAUAUUCCGAAUAUGGCAGAUCAACCAAUAUCGCCAGACAGUCUGUUUUGGCUCCUGGGAAGGGCAGGUUCGACCCAAUUCCCACCCCCAACAGCCGAGAUUAUCGAAGCAUGCCCAGCCCACCUCCUAAACACAUCCGAGUUCCUACCAAACUUAUUCGACUGGCCACAGUCACCAUGUCUGCGAAAACAAAACCAGCACCACGACCACCAAUGAGUAGUUUGUACUAUGAAGAACCGAAAAAGCCUAAAAAGGUGAUAGGAUGGGAUGAAGCACACAGUGCCCGACCCCCAUUGAGGAUCGACAUGGAGGGCCCAGGGCCCUGUACCUACUCCCCACAGAAUAAACCACUAUAUGAAACAAACGCUCCAUCAUGGUCAUUUGGAAGCAAAACACAGCCGGACAAAGAUGGAGGAGGGGGAGGGAGAACCUCCUGGGAAAAGUCCUGGUUUCAGAGUCCUCACCUAUACCAACAGAAAACAGACUUUUUCAGUGAUAACGCGUGGCCUACUCCCAGCACCUACUCACAAAGACCUCUCCUGGGGCCUCGACAGAGGACAGUCAUGGAAUCCCCCUCAUUCAGUAUUGGCAUAAGAAGAAAAUUCGAUUUAGCCAAACCUGAGUCGACUAAGCAACCAUCCCCUGUGGAUUAUGAGAGAAAACUAGCAGACAAAGUGGUAUUCCAAUCCAGCCCCGCUUAUUCCCACCAAUUACGACGGGACGGCACGAUCCUAUGGUCACACAAUGAGAAAACCCCUGGCCCUGCUGCAUACAGCCCCAGGGUUGAACAGAGCAAAUUGAUGCGCCCAGCUUUCACGAUAAGGAGUUUAAGGCGGGAAAAGUCGCAUGUGUUGGGACCUUUUUCUACCUUCUAAUUAAUUGCAACUAUUUGUUGUACGAUUUUUUACGUGUUCUGUGAUAUAAGACUUUUUCUAUGCAUCUGUUAUACAUUUUUUAUUUUAAAAACAAACAUGUUUUUGUUUAUGUAUCGUUUGAAUUCAUACAUAGGUAUCUUGUUGAAUAUUGCUCAAAAGAGACGCUGCAGUAUUUAUUGUUUUGAUCUGAAAAUAAAUAAUAUUUCAUCUUA
Molecule: messenger RNA, 1651 nt
Organism: Ostrea edulis (European flat oyster)
Lineage: Eukaryota; Metazoa; Mollusca; Bivalvia; Ostreida; Ostreidae
Product: serine/arginine repetitive matrix protein 1-like
Exons: 7
Coding region: 153-1439 (428 amino acids)
Source: RefSeq, a predicted model, not a curated record